AUGGGCAUGAUCAGCGAGUUGCCAGAUGAUUUGCUCUUGAAGAUACUGUCAUCACUUUUUCCCGAAGAUUUGAUAGCCACGAGUGUCUUGUCCCGGCGGUGGCGGUCUCUAUGGAAGUUGGUGCCUAAACUAAAUAUCGGUGAGCAGCAUAGAACUAAAUAUUCCAUGAGAGAUGUUGAUAUGAUUUACAGUUCUUUGGCGUUUAGUAAUCCUCAGGUUCUAAGAAGCUUGGAUUUCAAGCUUAUCUCAUAUGAUUCUGAAUGGCUCGAGUAUUGGACCAAACCCACAGUUUAUCACGGUUUAAGAGAGCUGAGAUUCGAGUUGGUUUACAGAUCCCUUAAAUUUCCGACUCGCUUGUAUGUUUGUAAAACCCUUGAGACCUUGAUACUUUGCAAACUACAUCUCGUGGACGUUCCGCCUUGGGCUUGUUUCUUGUCCCUCAAGACUCUUCACCUUUUAUCCGUGAAUUUCUCACACGAAGAAUCUGUUCAAAAGCUUCUAAGUAUCUGUCCGGUACUUGAAGAUUUGGUUGUAAGACGUUCCACGUAUGUUAGUGUGGAGGUUUACACUAUCAACGUUCCUACUUUGAGGAGUUUAUCUAUAGAUUAUUUACAUGCUGCGUCUCCACCCGCGGGUGUUCAUGGAUUUGUUAUCAAUGCUCCUUCUUUAAAGUACUUGAACAUUAGAGACCAUGUUAGUAACUUUCUAAAGUUCUCAAAUAUGCCAAAGCUAGUCAAGGCGAAUGUCGAGGUUGUUUGUGAUCAAUCCAAAAGUCUACUAGGAUCUCUUGCCUCGAUCCAACAUCUCUCUUUGUGUUCCAAAAAUUUAAACAUUCCAUACCAUGCAGACACUUUCUUCUUGUUUCUUGAACAUCUUGAGCUUUGUACAUGUUCUGCGGAAUGGUGUGAUUCACUUACUCGUAUACUCAAAGAGGCACCAAGACUUCGAGUUCUCAAGCUUAAGUCGAUACAUUGUACCAGUUACAAUGACUCAAUGGAAUGCUGGAACCAGCCGAGUUCUGUUCCUGAAUGUUUGUCAUCCCAUCUCCAGAUUUUGGAGUGGAGACGUUACAAAGGCACAAAGCUAGAGAAACAAUUGGCAAAGUACAUCCUAGCAAAGGCAGGUCAUCUAAAGAUGGCGACAUUCUCUUCAAAAGCUACAGAGGAGCAUCAGAUGUUCAAGAAGUUAGAAUCUGUGCCCAUAUGUUCAAAGUCAUGCCAACUUUUGUUUGACUGA
This is a messenger RNA of Eutrema salsugineum, 1236 nucleotides long. RefSeq names its product putative FBD-associated F-box protein At5g56560. Gene Ontology annotation, molecular function: protein binding. The record is from RefSeq and is a predicted model, not a curated record. The coding region runs from base 1 to 1236 and encodes 411 amino acids. NCBI's taxonomy places the organism in Eukaryota, Viridiplantae, Streptophyta, Magnoliopsida, Brassicales, Brassicaceae. The transcript is spliced from 4 exons.